This is a messenger RNA of Medicago truncatula (barrel medic), 2497 nucleotides long. RefSeq names its product type IV inositol polyphosphate 5-phosphatase 3. NCBI's taxonomy places the organism in Eukaryota, Viridiplantae, Streptophyta, Magnoliopsida, Fabales, Fabaceae. The coding region runs from base 222 to 2120 and encodes 632 amino acids. Gene Ontology annotation, biological process: phosphatidylinositol dephosphorylation. The transcript is spliced from 11 exons. The record is from RefSeq and is a predicted model, not a curated record. Gene Ontology annotation, molecular function: phosphatidylinositol-4,5-bisphosphate 5-phosphatase activity; inositol-polyphosphate 5-phosphatase activity; phosphatidylinositol-3,4,5-trisphosphate 5-phosphatase activity.
AUUUGCAUGUGAAUCCAUUAUAGAAAAUCUAAACUUACAAGAAAUCUUCAAAAUACUUCAUAGAUAUUAAUUUAAAUUCCAAACAAGGAAAAAAAAGACUUCAUAACAAUAAGACAAACAAACUACUUUUUGUUUUGUUUGCAUCUUCAAAUACUGUCGGAACUUUCCUUCUUUUGCUUCAGUUUCAAAAUUUCAUUCUCUCAUUCUGAUUUCAGACAGUGAUGAAGCAGCAGCAGCAGAAGCACACAGCCAACAAGCAACAACAGAAUUUAUGGGCAACUAUGGUCAUGCGCAAAUGGCUUAACAUUAAAAGAAAGGAGUCUGAUGAUUACAGCACUGACCCUGAUGAUGAUGAUGAUGUGGAUGAUCCUGAAACUGAUUCAGACAAUGAAGAGUGGGGAAGCCGUUCACGGAUUAGGGACCGCAGAGAGGAUGAAGCUCCGGCUGAAUCAGACGAAUUUCUCCCAGGCUUAAGGAGGCAAAAGUCAUUGACUGUAAGGUCUCAAUAUAUAAACAAGAAGGAACUGAGAGUAUGUGUUGGGACAUGGAAUGUUGGAGGAAAACUUCCACCUAAUGACUUUGAUAUUGAUGAUUGGCUAGACAUUAACCAUCCAGCUGAUAUCUAUGUCCUUGGUCUUCAAGAGAUUGUACCUUUAAACACGAGUAACAUUUUUGUUGCUGUAGAUACUCGUCCUGUACCGAAGUGGGAAAAUUUAAUUCGAGAAGCUCUGAAUAGAGUUCAAUCAAAACCUUCAAAGAUAAAAUCCUUUAGUGAUCCUCCAUCUCCAUCAAAGUUUAAACCAUCAGAUGAUGCACCAGAUAUAGAAGAAGAAAUUCUACUAGAAAGUGAUAGUGAUAUUGGUGAGGAGAUUCAUCCCUUAGGUGAAGAACAUAAUGUAUUUGAUGGAGUCACAGAUAAACAAAUCAUAGAUGAAGCACUGAAUAUUAGUUUGAAGGAUUCAAAUGCUUCUGAUAUAGCUGAGAACGAUUUACAGAAUCAGUUAUCUUAUCAAAGAAAGUUGAAUAGGCUAAAUCAUUUCCGCGAGGAAGAUUCAUCGGAAAACAAUGAAACGACUUCUUCUCAACAGAUUAGUAAGCUAUCUAGAAUGGUUAGUGGGACUGAAAGAAUUGGUUUGAGCUGGCCAGAGCCACCAUUACAUUUGUUGCCUCAGAAAGUAUUGGAGAGACCAACUUCUUUUAAACCGGUUAAAUCGUUUAAUAAGACAAAGUCGUUUAGAGCCUGUGAUUCUUUCAAAUCAAAAACAGAUGCUAUAGAUUUACUGGCUGAUAUUGAUCUUGAAGCUUUGAUGAAGAGGAAAACAAGAUCGUCGUAUGUGAAGAUAGUGAGCAAGCAGAUGGUUGGUAUUUUCAUCACGGUAUGGGUUCGAAGGAGCCUGCGGAAACAUAUUCAGAACAUGAAGGUUUCAACAGUUGGUGUUGGUGUUAUGGGCUAUAUUGGUAACAAGGGAUCAAUAUCUGUCAGCAUGUCUAUUUAUCAGACACUUUUUUGCUUUAUAUGCACCCACCUUACGGCAGGUGAAAAGGAAGCAGAUGAAAUCAAAAGAAAUGCCGAUGUUCGCGAAAUACAUCAGAGGACCCAUUUUUAUUCACUUUCUGAUUUUGGACUUCCCAAAAGUAUCCUGGAUCAUGAAAGAAUAAUUUGGUUUGGUGAUCUGAAUUACCGUAUCAGCUUGCCAUAUGAUAAAACAAGAGAUCUUAUCUCAAAAAAGCAUUGGUCAAAAUUGGUUGAGAGAGACCAGCUUGCUAAAGAAUUAGAGAAAGGUGUUUUUGAUGGAUGGUCAGAAGGUAAGUUAAACUUCCCACCCACCUAUAAGUACGAGAUCAAUUCAGAUAAGUACAUCGGAGAGGACCCAAAGGUUGCGAGGCGUACACCAGCAUGGUGCGAUCGUAUUCUAUCACAUGGAAAUGGAAUGAGAUUACUGAGUUACAAAAGGAGUGAACUUAAAUUUUCAGACCAUAGACCCGUGACUGCCACAUAUAUGGCAGAGGUUGAGGUGUUCAAUCCAAAGAAGCUACAGAGAGCACUUAAUUACACUGAUGCAGAGAUUGAAAAUGAAGAAGUCACGACAAGUUUCGGCACUUGGAAUUUAGCAACAUAAUCUGGACAGGGUUCUUGGAUGAUGGAGUUUGAGUUGAGAUUUCACAUGGAAUUUGUUUCACGGGGGGGUAUUCUUGGCGAGAGUAGGUUGGAGGAUUGUGUUUGGUGUCUGGAAAGAUAGAUAGAAGAUGAAGAUCAUUUGUUUUUUAAGUGUUGUUUUGUCCGUUCGGAUUGGUACCAUAUUUUCAAGUGGAUGAUGGGUAAGGGUGUGCUGUGAUCUUGUCCGAGAACAUUAUCAACCUUUUUUAUUAUCUCUACUCAUCAGCUUCUUCAAAUUCUAAUUACCGGAAGCGUUUGAAAAAUAUCGGAAGCAAGGAAGGAAACCUGAAGAUUGAGGAUAUAGUUGAUGAUACUAUGGUUACCUUUUGGAGGUGGCUC